Messenger RNA from Cylindrotheca closterium, 414 nucleotides. Lineage: Eukaryota; Bacillariophyta; Bacillariophyceae; Bacillariales; Bacillariaceae. The record is from the annotation of a GenBank genome assembly.
AUGCAUCCUGAAUCAAUAGAGGCCAUCAAGAAAGAGCCGUCUACAGGGGAGGGUAGUAUUGAACAAGUUCUCCUGGAUCCUUCCAUCAAUCGAACCAUUCGCAUCGUGAUGUAUCGAGAAGUCGAUAUGGAAACCUGCAUUACGGCUAUUUUGGAAGCUUUGGAGCCCCGGAUGAACGGUGACGACUUGGACAAACUAGAGGAAUUCAAGAAACUAAAUCCAACAGAUGCGUUUCUGGAAGGUGCCAUUAUUGAAAUGACUGUGAAAGGGGACACUCUGGUGUACAAGAAUGUAAUCGGAAAUGUUGGAAGUCUGAAAUCAGAACGGUUUGCAGAAGCCGUAUGUGAUGCUUACUAUGGUGCUGAGCCAAUUAGUCCAACGCACAAGGAGAGCGUAGUAGACGGUUUGAGCUAG